CUUGUGCAAUUGUUUCACUCUCUUCUGAUAUGCAAUGUCUCACUAUCACGUGAAGAAGACGCUUGGAUUGUCCUUUUACCAAAGAAAAAACAAAUCUGAUUUUAAUCUUACUGGAUAAAAAAAUACAUAUCUCUCUACUUCUCUUUCGUUUAAGAAGGACAUUAAAAAAAAAUUGGACAUACUUCUGACGACAAUACUUCUGCAUGCAGUGGUUCCAGCUGCCCAGGAGCGAUGUCAUCUCUACCCUCUCACAACAAAGAUCCGUCACGCAUCAGAAAGCAGCUCUCUGACUCUUGUCCAGUUUCUUCUGUUGCCACUACUAAGAGCCUGCGGCAUGAGAGGGUGUCUAGAUUGGGAUCAUCUGGAUCAUCUGAUGUCUCCAGUGACACAUCAACAAACCAUGCUGAGUCCUACUUUUUACAAAGAGAGAACAGACUAUCUGCAAGGAAAAAGGCACAAGAAGAGACAGCAAAUAAUGAUUAUAAAAAGAUGUAUGAAAAGGCACUGGCAACAAAUCAAAGGCUCAAGUCCCGACUGGAAACAAGUAAACAGGAACUCACCAUGAUGCAAGACCAGCUGGAGAGAGCACAGAAGGGGAGACAGGAUGACUGUGGGGCCAAUGUGCUAGAAGCAGAAAAAAAGGAAAGCUGGAGCCUUAAAAAGAGGAUAUCAGAUAUGGAAGAACAACUGAAGAUUAAAGCAGAGCUUAAGAUGGAAAACCAGAGACUAAAGGAUGAGAAUGGGGCUUUAAUCCGUGUCAUCACCAAACUCUCCAAGUGAGAAGGGAAGCAGACAGGAGGGAAGAAGAAGAAAGGAUUCAAGAAGUCAUAUUUUAAUCUGUAUCCUUUAAAUUUCUGAAAGCAUAAGUCCAUCUUCUGAAAAGAUAUGUACAAUGGUCAGCAGAAUGUAUUAAACUGAGCCCUUUCUAUCGAUUGUUUAGAAAGAUGAAAGAGAUGUUGAUUUAAUACUGAUUUUCCAUCCUCCUGUUCACCUAUAAGAAGACACAUUUGUCCAACUGUAAACGCACAAUACAUCAAUUUAAAAUUUUAAAUGUAAACUCACUAAAUAUUUCUAAAUAAAGGCAAAUGCCAGUUUAUGUG
Messenger RNA from Neolamprologus brichardi, 1100 nucleotides. RefSeq names its product protein phosphatase 1 regulatory subunit 12B-like. Gene Ontology annotation, cellular component: cytoplasm. The record is from RefSeq and is a predicted model, not a curated record. NCBI's taxonomy places the organism in Eukaryota, Metazoa, Chordata, Actinopteri, Cichliformes, Cichlidae. Gene Ontology annotation, molecular function: protein kinase binding; enzyme inhibitor activity; phosphatase regulator activity.